Molecule: messenger RNA, 561 nt
Organism: Oppia nitens
Lineage: Eukaryota; Metazoa; Arthropoda; Arachnida; Sarcoptiformes; Oppiidae
Product: mitochondrial inner membrane protease subunit 1-like
Exons: 4
Coding region: 13-513 (166 amino acids)
Cellular component (GO): membrane; mitochondrial inner membrane peptidase complex
Molecular function (GO): serine-type endopeptidase activity
Source: RefSeq, a predicted model, not a curated record
GUGUCAUAAGUGAUGUCAACGCGACAACUGAUCUCUCAAUGUGUCAAAUGGACACGUCUUGCAGCCAUAACUGCCUCUUGUGGUUACAUAUCUUGGAAUUUUAUUGCCGAACCUAUUCUUUGUUCGGGUUCAUCAAUGGAGCCGACACUUCAUGACAAUGAUAUCAUACUUACGGAGCGAUUCUCAUCGGUUUUUACUAAAAAUUAUAACCGGGGUGAUGUGGUAGUAGCCCGAUGUCCAACAAAUCCUAAUACUCUAAUUUGUAAGAGAGUAGUGGCCGUUGCCGGCGACUCAAUCAGACAGGGCUUCUUCUCACAAAUAGUGAUACCUCGCGGACAUGUCUGGUUGGCCGGUGAUAACACAAACCACUCAACCGAUUCCCGAGUCUGGGGUCCCAUACCUAUUGGACUUAUUGUUGGCAAAGCAGUACUUAAGGUUUGGCCAUUUGAAGAGUUUGAAGUUGUGCCCAAUACACCAAAAGUCAGACAAAAGUCACCAAAACAAGAGUCUUAGUCAAUAAAUUCAUAUAAAUUGUCUCAAAAUAUACAUAUUUAUCAUAAU